ACAUUUCUCUCGGUACAUUCGAGUUAGAGCAAUUGACCUGGCCAUUUCGCUUCCCGCUGUUCAGUAGUGGUGUGUUGGUGUCUUUUUAGAGUCAGUGUUGCCAUAAAAUAGAGGAAAAAUGGCGUUAAAGUUGGUGCUGGUCUGCCUGGCCUUAGCAGCGUGUGCGCAAGCGCGUCUCUUCACGCUAUACCGGCCGUCUGACGCGCAGGCGGCGCCCACGCUGCACGUCCAGCCGCGCCUCGGCUUCGACCACCACCACAUAUCUGAGGACGAGCACGUUGACUAUUAUGCGUACCCAAAGUACGUUUUCAAGUAUGGAGUGAAUGACUUUCACACUGGCGAUAUUAAGACGCACCACGAAAGCCGAGAUGGAGAUGUUGUAAAAGGUCAAUAUACCGUAGUCGAGCCGGACGGUUCCCUCCGCACGGUCGACUACACCGCCGACAAGCACAACGGUUUCAACGCCGUCGUCCACAAGACCGCGCCCAUAUCGCAACACGAAGCUGCGCAUUUGCACCACCAUUAGAUUAAGUAACAAUCAGUUCUGAAUUUCAAAGAAAACAGGAUAAAAAUAG
Molecule: messenger RNA, 575 nt
Organism: Ostrinia nubilalis (European corn borer)
Lineage: Eukaryota; Metazoa; Arthropoda; Insecta; Lepidoptera; Crambidae
Gene: CPR128
Product: cuticle protein 19-like
Exons: 4
Coding region: 119-526 (135 amino acids)
Cellular component (GO): extracellular matrix
Source: RefSeq, a predicted model, not a curated record